Molecule: messenger RNA, 1252 nt
Organism: Macrobrachium nipponense
Lineage: Eukaryota; Metazoa; Arthropoda; Malacostraca; Decapoda; Palaemonidae
Product: sesquipedalian-1-like
Biological process (GO): endosome organization; receptor recycling; retrograde transport, endosome to Golgi
Cellular component (GO): early endosome; trans-Golgi network; recycling endosome
Source: RefSeq, a predicted model, not a curated record
GGCGUGAAACACUUGUGUUGUUGUGACGGGAGACCCUUCCGUCGUCUCGUAGAAGAGUAGGAACUUGCAAAGUACCUCGUCCUUAUGGCUGCAAUUCAUAAGAUGUGACCCACUAAAUUUCCUAAAUGAGAAGAUAAUAAUAGACACGGCUGGUGUUUCGUUGAAUGUUUGUGCUAUUUGCUGCUAGAUACCUCUUGAAUCUGUUAGAGUUCAACGAUGAAAAUAAACGAAAAGAAUCUGUGUGCUUACAGCAUAUCGCAGACACAAAUAGACAAAGAAGGCUAUUUGCUGAAGAAGGGUGAGGUAAACAAGAGCUUCCAAAGGCGGGGUUUUUUUUUGUUUUUUGUCUUGAAAGGAAACCUACUCUUCUAUUUUGAAAAGAAAGGAGACCGGGAGGCCCCAAUCGGGAGUAUAAGUUUUUGGGAAGGUUGUACCAUAGAAUUGGCUGAAUGUGAGGAUCAGUUCACUUUCAAAUUGCUGUUUUACGGUGGAGGUGGGCGAACUUAUGUUCUAGCGGCUGACUCGCAAGAGUCCUUAGAGUUGUGGAUGAAGGCGCUCUCUCGUGCAUCCCACGACUAUCUGAAGUUGAUGGUGGCAGAAUUGCAGAAACAGCUAGAUGAAUUGACUGAAUCAGAGAGACAGGGAGGUGAUGAAAACGGGAUGUACAGACCAAAAGCUCCCCCUCGCCAACGCCAGAAUCCCUUUAACCGGACACAGAGUUCCAAUGAGGUCACCCUAGACCCAUCAAUGGUGAUGCGAAUGAGGGCAAACACUGUAUCUGGGGUUGGUCAGUAUCUAUCAUCAGCUGUUGCCCCACAGUCCAUUACCUCAACUGCACCAUCUGUGUCGCACAUCUCCAUUCAGAAACGUACUUUUGCUCAGUUGCACUCAGAGUACGGAGUGCCCAUCCUCAGGGAUAAGGAUCUGCAGAAAUUAAAGAAGGGGAAGUGUGACAAUUCUGAAAGAUCUAGUCUUAAUGCUUCGCAGAGUGAAAAUGUUGUUGUUAUGGAUUUGAUUGAUAUAUAAUAUGGAGGCCUCUCUCUAUGUUUGGUGAAUGUCUGAAUUUGCUUUCUUGCUUCUUACUAAACCAAAGAUGUCUCUGUAAAAUAUUUCACUAGGGUUAUGAGUGAAAUUGUAUGUGCUUGAUAUUAUUUUAGAAUCUGCUUCAUUUCUUAUUUUUAGAGCUAAUUUAAGGAACUAUAUAUGAAUAGUAUUUUUAUUUGUACUAUAUACUAUUAAAUUGUCCACCUGA